AUGCAUUCGUGCCUUCGUCAGUGCGCGACGGACCUGGAUGACGCUGUGCAGGGCCCCAGCGCGGCGAGAGUGGAGGAGUGCAUUCAGGCUGCCCAGCUGGCUCUGGGGCGCCUGGCAUGCCUGCGGGCGUACGAGGACCUGUAUUUCGUCGAGGCGGUGAGCAGACAGGUGGCGGCGAUAGCGUGCAAGAGGCCACCGGACGUCCUGAGUGACCCGCCCGUCUCCCUCGUCAGCGCCAUGGUCGGCUGCGUGUCGCGCGCAUGCGCCCUGGUGACAGACCUAGCGGAAGGGACCUACCAGGUCGACCACCCGCCCGGCGCGGAGGCGCUAGUCGGUCUCAGCCUCUUCUGGCACCUCACAGUCGUCCUGGAAUGCGGCCUCACGCGCGCGUGGGCGAACGACCUCGGCGCGGACGGGUUCCACAAGGUACAACAGGAGCUCCUCACCCUCCUCCGGACCUCCUGCCAGAAGGGCCUCGUCGUCCUGGCCAGCAGCAACGCGAUGCAACACACACGCAACGUCCGCGCCCGCAACGCCGCCCUCGAACGCCUCCUGGCAUCUCUCGCGGCGUGCCGCAAGGACCUCGCCGCGGUCCCGCACCCCUCGGACGUCAAGGUCGCGUCCUACGCGGCCCUCAAGACCCUCUGCGCGGCCGUUGCAGACAUCGUCGCUGCGUCCGGCGUCAGCGACGGCCCCGGAGCGCACGACCACGCCCCGCCCGCGCCGCCACACGGCGAGCCCAUGGCGCCAGGGCACGCCGCGGACCUGCCCGGGGGCGAGCGCGGGCUGGGCGCCAUCGUGUGCGACGUGUUUGCGUUCCUUGCCAACAGCACAAUUUCCGCCGCGGCGCCGCAGCAGGACCUCGCGCCGGAGCAGCAGGUCAAGGUCCUGAAAUUCUGGACGAGCCACCUGCUCCGCGUCGGCCGCGCCGCCCCGCACGCGGCCGCGCGGGGCCUCGAGCGCCUGACGCAGUUUGCCGUGUCGGUCAUGAGUCAGGAGCUCGCCGCCGCCGCGGGGGACCCCGGCGCGGCGCGGAACGCCACCGCCCUGACGCGCUUCGUCACCGGCGACCUCGUGCUCCGCGUCACGGGCCUCAUCGCCGCGACGGCGGACGCGGGCGACGCGCUGGCGACCGCACAGGUUGUCGCUGGGCUGCGGCGCCUGCGGCACGCCGCACGCGGCAGCGGCGCGUGCCACGGCGACCCGGCGUGCGCGCUGGCGAUCGCGAGCGUGUUCUCGCACGCGGGGCGGCUCUCGGACGGCGCGCGGGGGCGCUUCGUGGACGUAGUGCUGCCUCUGGCGUUCGACGCAGCGGCAGCGGCGGUGGCGUGCGGCGCGGAGCCGCGGGACGCGGCGCGGGCGCGGGCCGCGGAGGGUCUGAUGGUGCGGAACCUGCUCGGGGGGGCGGUCGGCUGCGCGGCGGGCGGGGGCGCGGCGUGGGCGCUGGUGCAGGAGCACGUGCUGGCGACGUGUUUGGGCGGGGUGCCGAGGGCGUCGGGGCUGGCGGCGCGCCUGCUCGCGGCGAUGGCCCGCGCGGGCGACGCGACGUUCGCGCGCAGCUGGGUCGUGGCGCUCUCCGGCGUGCUCGCGCGCGCGGCGGCGGCGGACGCAGCGGAUGGCGCGUCGCUUGGGCGCGUGCCGCUCGGGACGGCGCAGGUCGCGGCCGCGCUGGUGGCCGUGCUCGAUGGCUGGGAGCGUGGCGACGGAGCGGGCCGGCCAGAGGCGUGGCAGGAGGUCCUUGCGACCCUGUGGCGGCGCCCGCCUGCGCGGCUCGACAGCUCGUCCGCGGCCGGGACCGCGGCGGUGCUGCGCACCGCGCCCGUCGGCACCGUUCCGGCCGUGUUCCAGGCCGAGGUGCUGCGUGGGGCGACGGAGGAGGCGGGUCGGCUCGCGGGCUGGAUGCAGAAGGGCGCUGACGUAGCGGCAGGAGCGCGGGGCCGGCGCCCGCUGGAAUGCGCCGCGUGGGCGCUGGCGGCGGGCGCCGCGGCGGCACGGCACGCGAGCGGCCACGCGCCGCCUGGGGAGCUCGCGUCGCUCGACGCGUCCGCCGCCGCGGUGCUGCAGUGUGCGCGCAGGCGCCGCCCGGUGCCCGGCCGCGGCGGCGCGGCGGCCGCCGCGGCGGACGUCGCGAUGGCGCUGGGAGAUGUCCCGGGAUGCGGGAGGACGCUGGCGGCGAUGCGGGACCCGGCGGCCGCGGCGGGGCUCGUCGGGGAGGAGGAGUACGGUGUGGCGGUGACGGUGCACGGCGUGGGUGGCGGCGGCGGCGGCGCGGGGAGCUGCGUGGCCGGGAGGGCGUACAGGGUGGGCGGCGCGCGGCAGGCGGGGUGCGUGUGCGCGGGUCCGGAAGCGGUGGCGGCGGCGGCGGCGCGGGUGAGGGUGGCGACCUGCGGGCCUUUGGCGGGGGCCGUCGCGGCGGUGCUGGACGGGGUGGCGGAGGUGCGGAAGCAGGGGACGGCGCUGGCGAGCGACAAGGGCGCGGCGCUCGCGCUCCUCGCGGACGCGCUGGCCGCGGCGCGCAAUGAGGCAGGGGGUGUAUAA
Messenger RNA from Pedinophyceae sp. YPF-701, 2538 nucleotides. The record is from the annotation of a GenBank genome assembly. NCBI's taxonomy places the organism in Eukaryota, Viridiplantae, Chlorophyta, Pedinophyceae.